AUAAUACAUUGUAAUUAUGAUAAUUACAUGUAAUUAUGAUAAUUAGACCUAUCCUCUCCGAAUUAUUCCAACGAUACAAAUUCGAUAUACGAUACAUAUUUGAUAUAUAUGUAUAUAUAUAUUUUUAUUUUUAUUUAAAAUCAAGGCUGGAGUUGUACGAAUGGUCGCCACGAUGGCCUGAUCGAUGGCACGCGACAGCGAGAACGGUGUUCAGACAGUCCGUACUGCGCAUGAAAGCGCACAAUGUCAGUAAUCCUCCAUCGGUCUCAUCCAUGUGCCGAUCCAGCCGAGCCGGUCAAGACGAGAGACACCUGCUAACCUCUUCGUCUUUCCUCGGCCGGACGUACGCUCGAACGACACCCCCGCCCGGGAACGUUCCAUGCUCGCAGCUAGAAUGUCUAAUUUACGGAAAUUCAUAGACAUCGGAGCCAAUUUAACAGAUUCCAUGUAUCAAGGAGUUUAUCAUGGGUCCCAGAAGCAUCAGCCAGAUUUGGAUAAGGUUUUAGAGCGUAGUUGGAAGAAUAAUCUUUCAAAGAUCAUCAUUACGGCAGGCAAUGUGGAAGAAAGCAAGAAGGCUCUUGAAAUAGCGAGGACCGAUGAUAGAUUGUAUUCGACGGUCGGUUGUCAUCCAACCCGCUGUAAUGAAUUCGAGGAGAGUGGCAAUCCAGAAGAGUACCUGAAAUCAUUGUCGGAUCUGGCACUAAACAACAAGGAUAAAAUCGUCGCUAUUGGCGAGAUGGGCCUGGAUUAUGACAGACUGAAUUUCUGCUCAAAGGAGACUCAAAAAAAGUACUUCGAGUUGCAAUUGUCUCUGUGUUCUACAUUAAAGCUACCGAUGUUCCUGCACUGCCGCAACGCCAGCGAUGACUUUGUACGAAUUCUAAGGAAGCACAAAAAUGAAUUAACGCCUGGUGUCGUACACUCCUUUGACGGCAACCCGGAAGACGCGAAUUCCAUACUACAGUUAGGUUUAUACAUUGGCAUCAAUGGGUGCUCGUUAAAAACAGAAGAAAAUCUCUUUGCGGUCACUACCAUUCCCUCGGAUAGACUCAUGAUAGAAACCGAUUGUCCGUGGUGCGAGAUUAGGCCAACACACGCAUCUGCGAAAGACGUUAUCACGCAUUUCCCGUCUGUAAAAAAAGAAAAAUGGCAGGCGGAUCAAAUGGUUAAAGGACGGAAUGAGCCUUGCACGAUAGUUCAAAUAUUGGAAGUUUUAGCGCGGAUCAGAGACGAGGAGGAGGAAUAUCUGUGCAAUCAAAUAUACAAGAACACGAUGAAGCUCUUCUUCCCGUACGAGUUAUAGUGUGUUUUCCAGCUUUUUCCAGAGAAGAGACAUACAUCCUGCAAUCUCAGCACAAGAAACUUCCGACAGUCGUAAAAUAAAUGUUCUGCCGCAUGUUGCCAAUAUGAAGUGGCGAAUUGAAAGUUAUAAGAGAUAGAAAACGCGAGAUUCCACGAGAAUGUAGAAAUGAGGGAAAUGCUUUCUAAGUUUAAUUACCCGUGACUGUCUGUUCGCGCUGGAGCAAAUAAAUUUUCUGCGAGCUCAUCAAAAUACUAUCUCGGAUGUCGCGAAACAAAUAAUAUAUCAUAUAUUAAGUGCUAAGUGCUGUGUAUAAGCUAUGCUCUUUACCUGGCUGCGCACGCGAUCAUUGUUAAAUGCAGAAUGGCAUUGUUAAAGAGUAACACCACGCUUGGAUUUUACGAUGUAACUGGAUCUAAUUAGUCAUUUUUGUCUGUCAUUCCGUUUAUUGAGGUCUAUAGACUUUAUAUACGUGGCUCUCUUUUUAAACCUUUUAAAAUACACUUUUACAAUCUCUUGUACGGUUCUUGAUUUUAUAUGAUAAACACAAAAAUAUAUUCUCCAUUUGAGUUUACUUAUUUAAUGAGAUAGUAAUUAACUUUGUAUGUCUCAGGCAGUGAAAAAGUAAAUUUCUUUCUGCAAAUAACUGAUGCAGUACACGAUUGUUGCUUAAAAAUAUGUGCAGAUGUUUUUUUAUUCUGUGCACGAGAUAAGCGUGUUAAAACAUACUUAUCGAAAUAAAAACAUUUUAAGUGUGAUAUA
Molecule: messenger RNA, 2062 nt
Organism: Pogonomyrmex barbatus (red harvester ant)
Lineage: Eukaryota; Metazoa; Arthropoda; Insecta; Hymenoptera; Formicidae
Product: deoxyribonuclease TATDN1
Cellular component (GO): cytosol
Molecular function (GO): 3'-5'-DNA exonuclease activity
Source: RefSeq, a predicted model, not a curated record